ACGCGAUUCAAAUCUGCCUCGUCGCGAAUGCGUCCGAUAGACGUUUCUAAAUUUUUUUUGUUUCGUUCCAUCGAUUCAUUCCUUAGGUCUUUCAAAUAAAAACACGUGCGUUUAUCCAGGUGUGUGCGACAGUGCUUACGGUCCAUGUGUUGAUCAAAGGUCCAUGUGUGUGUCAAAGAGUGGCAAUGCUAUGAACGAUGGAAUUGUCGGCGGUUUUGACCGCGUUCGUUGUUAUGACAUUUGCGUCGGCGGCCGUCGCGCCGCUGGAAUGGAACGUUACAAACAAUUCGACUUUGCCGGCGGGAGCGGAGGCCGGCGGCGGGACAGUGUCGCUUUGUGCCUCCCCGGCUUGGGCCCUUCUGCCAAGCACCUGUCACUGCCCCAAGCGACGCGGCGACACUACGGUCAUCUGUAGAGGCGCCGCACUGGAAGCGCCGCCGAUUAAACCGCCACAGGGUUUAAUCAAACUGGACUUGUCUAACAACAGCAUAACGGAAUUGUUGCCAAGAGCUUUCGCAGAAUACGAACAGCUAGAAGAAUUAAAUUUGUCCGAAAAUCGGUUGCUGACGUUAAAUCGAGAUGCCUUCGUCGGGUGCAAGGUUUUGAAGAAGUUACACAUGCAGAAAUGCGGGCUGCUUCAAGUUCCAACUGAAGCUCUACAACCACUACGAAUGCUCAACACUCUAAACUUGGGACACAAUUCUUUAACAACUCUGGAAGAAGAUGCAUUUUCAGAACUGGACCAUUUAGCUAUUUUAUUAUUAAAAAGAAACAGGAUAAGCUCUAUUCACGAUUUGGCCCUGGCAAAUUUAUCAGCACUCCGUGUAUUAGAACUGGAUGAUAAUCUUCUGAGGGAGUUUCCGAGGGCUUUAUCGACCGUAUCUCAAUUGAAGGAAUUAUCAAUAUCAGGAAACAGGAUACAGAGAAUGGACUCUGACAGUUUGCCCCGACAGCUCGUUCUGCUCGACAUGAGAUCGACGGCUCUGAGCGAAGUGGCGGACGACACAUUCCGACACAUGACCCGACUGAGGAAUAUGUAA
Ctenocephalides felis (cat flea) is the source of this 1040-nucleotide messenger RNA. RefSeq names its product leucine-rich repeats and immunoglobulin-like domains protein 1. The transcript has 7 exons. The record is from RefSeq and is a predicted model, not a curated record. Lineage: Eukaryota; Metazoa; Arthropoda; Insecta; Siphonaptera; Pulicidae. Gene Ontology annotation, molecular function: protein binding. Bases 198 to 1040 code for a protein of 280 amino acids. Gene Ontology annotation, cellular component: extracellular matrix.